AGGCCGAGGCUCCUCCCCGCUCCCUCCUCCGGCAGCGGCCGGGAAGGAGAGGGUCCGGGCCACAAAGCCGCGCGGGGCGGGCCCAAGACACAGUCGGCGUGCAGCCCACCUGCCGGACGGAGCUGCUCUGCCGGCAACCACGGGGACAGCAGCUGGCCGGAGACUCGCAGUGCUGGCGGCAAGAGGCGGUCGGGUUUGGAGCGCUCGGGUCGCUUCGGUGCGCGGUGGAACGCGCCCAGAGACUCGGGUUCCCGCGAGCAGUGCCGCGCAGCACCGCGCCGCGCUUGGAUGAGGAGAGAAAAGCAGAAAUUAGGCAAGAACUUAACUGCAGUCACGAAACUAGUAAGCAGCAGAUUCAAGAUUCAAACCUUGGCAGCCAGAAACUGGAGCUGGAUUUCUAAACCACUUUAUUAUUCUAACACAAGGAGACUAAGCUGAAAUUGCUGCUCAGCUCCCAAGAUGGUGCCACCCAAAUUGCAUAACCUUUUCUACCUUUGCGGCUGCCUCACUGUGGUUCAUCCUUUUGACUGGCAAUACCUAAAUCCUGUUGCCCAUAUGAAAUCGUCAGCAUGGGUCAACAAAAUACAAGUAGUGAUGGCUGCUGCAUGCUCUGGCCAAACUAAAAUUCCCCGGGGAAAUGGGCCUUAUUCCAUUGGUUGUACAGACUUAAUGUUUGAUCACACUAACAAGGGCACCUUCUUGCGUUUGUAUUAUCCAUCCCAAGAUGAUGAUCGCCUUGACACCCUUUGGAUCCCAAACAAAGAAUAUUUUUGGGGUCUCAGUAAAUGUCUUGGAAGACACUGGCUUGUGGGCAACAUUUUGAGGUUACUCUUUGGUUCCAUGACAACUCCUGCAAACUGGAAUUCCCUGCUGAGGACUGGUGAAAAAUAUCCACUCGUUGUUUUUUCUCAUGGUCUUGGAGCAUUCAGGACACUUUAUUCUGCUAUUGGCAUUGACCUGGCAUCUCAUGGGUUUAUAGUUGCUGCUGUAGAACACAGAGAUGGAUCGGCAUCUGCAACUUAUUAUUUCAAGGACCAAUCUGCUGCAGAAAUGGGGAACAAGUCUUGGCUCUACUUUAGAGCCCUGAAACAAGAGGAUAUGCAUAUACGAAAUAAGCAGGUACAGCAAAGAGCAAAAGAAUGUUCCCAAGCUCUCAGUCUGAUUCUUGACAUUGAUCAUGGAAAGCCAGUGAAGAAUGCAUUAGAUAUAAAGUUUGAUAUGGAACAACUGAAGGGCUCUAUUGAUAGAGAAAAAGUAGCAGUAAUUGGACAUUCUUUUGGUGGAGCAACAGUUAUUCAGACUCUUAGUGAAGAUCAGAGAUUCAGAUGUGGUAUUGCCCUGGAUGCAUGGAUGUUUCCACUGGGUGAAGAAGUAUAUUCCAGAAUUCCUCAGCCCCUCUUUUUUAUUAACUCUGAACAUUUCCAAUAUCCUGCUAAUAUUCUAAAAAUGAAAAAAUGCUACUCACCUGGUAAAGAAAGAAAGAUGAUUACAAUCAGGGGUUCAGUCCAUCAGAAUUUUGCUGACUUUACUUUUGGAACUGGCAAAAUAAUUGGACGUAUGCUCAAAUUAAAGGGAGAUAUAGAUUCAGAUGUAGCUAUUGAUCUUAGCAACAAAGCUUCAUUAGCAUUCUUGCAAAAGCAUUUAGGACUUCAUAAAGAUUUUGAUCAGUGGGACCGCUUGAUUGAAGGAGAUGAUCAGAAUCUUAUCCCAGGGACCAACAUUAACACAACCAAUCCACACAUCAUGCUACAGAACUCUUCAGGAAUAGAGAAAUAGGAUUAAAGGGAUUUUGUUAAAGUCUUGUUCCUAAACUGUCUAAAAUUAUGUGUAUAUAUGUACAUGAGAGGAAGAGAGAGACUUUUAAUGUAUUUUCCCAAAGGACUCAUUUUAAAAUAUAGGUGAUACUAUAAUGGUGAUUGAAGCUUGGGCUAAGAAUUUUUUCCCUUUACAUGUAAAGAAUACAGUAUACAAUAUUCAUAUCAACCUAAAUUUUAAUUUUACUAAGAUGAUUCCUUUUUAGUGUCAAAGUUAAAAACUGCUUUUACACUACUUUGAUAGACAAGUAGAUUAAAACAGGCAAAAUGCCAGUGGAAAACUGUUGCAAUGAUACAAGACUCCCUAUAUAUAUAGUAAAAACAAAAUUUCUUGCCUUUUAUUCUCUAUUCUAGGCAAUAGGGUUAGUUUUAGCAGCUUGAUAUUCUAAGUAGAAUUUGGCAGCACUUCUCUUUGACUUCUGGUCUUGGUAACAAAAAUUAGAUCAAGCAAAAGCCAUUGUUUUACACAGGAUUGGUGGUACCCCACAAUUUCAAAUCAUGACUAAAUGAGGGGUAGAGAAGGGUUAAGAAUAUUAGAGAUAAGAUGAAGGCAAUGGAUUAGAGAAAAUAGGUAGUUUGGGGCAUUUUCUUUAAUUCUUUAAUGCAUUCUACUUACUAAAGAAAGGUUUCAUUGAAUUGCUUCAUUGAAGCAAUUCAUUCAUGAAUUUCAUUGAAUUGUUUCAUUGAAGGUAUUAUAGCUUACAGUAGGGAUUCCAGUUAUAAUACAUUACUCACACAAAGGCUGUGAAGGUUAAUAAAACAUUCAGAAUUACAUUUAGCUUCUUCAUAUUUCAAUAACUUUAAUGUUUUCAAUUCUAUAUGUAGUAGUAAAACAGAAUGACAUGAUUAAAUGGAGGUAAAAAUAUAGCUUAAGAGUUUAUACAUACACUUAUAAAUAUGGGAAUCAUGGAAAAUGAUUUUAUUUCCUAAGGGAUAUAAAAAUGUAUACCAUUCAUUUGGUACCUUAGUCCUGUCUUAUUGGUUUCAGGUGAAAAGUCACUCAUUCUGAGAAAUUUGACUUCUGUAGCCAUUCAGAUUAAAUUUUUUUAAAUAGGGAGCUAAACUCAGCUUGAAAAUGAAGGCUUUCUAUAAUCUGACCCUAAUGCAUCUUCUCUGAGCUUUUCUCCUGGCAGUUCAUACUAUAUUGUCUAUAUGAGUAAGCCAAACGUCUACUCAUUAUCCCACGAAUAAGUAAUAUACUCAUUUACCUCAAUUACUUUUAAUACAAAACCAUCUCCUUUCUACUUACUGAAAUCAUACCUGGUUUUUAAGGUUCAUAAUUCUAUUUCAAUUAGGCUACAGAGUCUGAUAAUGCUUCAUAGACAUACACCUUUACCCCAGUCUCAUUUACCUUCUCCCUAUUCAUUGUAGAAAUAAACAUUUCAACUGUAUGGAUGUCCCAUUCAACACUUUUUUUUUUUUUUUAACAAUCUUUUGUUGGUGGUCCAUGCUGAUGCUGAAAGGAGAAAACUAUUGAAAAUAUCUAAUAAGGUUAAAAAGAAAUAACCUAGCAUAGUGCACAAUGAGUAUUUUUCAGAAAAAAGAAACAAACAUUUACCAAAUGCCUACUCCUUUUCAGGGACUUUACAUCAAUUAUUUCCAAAACACUGCAAGAAAGGUUUUAUUACCACUACUUUAGUAGUGGAGAAGAUCAAAGCUCAAAAUAUUAUAUAAUUUUCCCAUGUGACAUAUCUGUUAAGCAGUAUAUAGCUAAGCUCUGUUUUCAGAAACUAAGAUCUAUACUUUGCAAAAUCAUGUUUAAAGUCACGGGCAUUAAAGUUAGGUAUGUCUGGGUUUUACCAAGCCUCUGAGACUCACUAGCUAGCGGACCUUAGGCAACUUAUUUAACUUCUCUAAGGAGCUUCAAUUUUCUCGCCUAUAAAAUAUGGAUAAUAUUGAUAUGUACCUCAAAGUUGAUGAUUAAAGUGAAAAAAUACA
Messenger RNA from Cebus imitator (Panamanian white-faced capuchin), 3752 nucleotides. It is a transcript of the gene PLA2G7, whose product is annotated as phospholipase A2 group VII. Gene Ontology annotation, molecular function: 1-alkyl-2-acetylglycerophosphocholine esterase activity. NCBI's taxonomy places the organism in Eukaryota, Metazoa, Chordata, Mammalia, Primates, Cebidae. Bases 460 to 1776 code for a protein of 438 amino acids. The transcript has 13 exons. The record is from RefSeq and is a predicted model, not a curated record.